AUGAAGUUUCUUUUCUCUAGCAAACGCCAUUACAUCACUUUUGCUUCUCUAAAAACUUUCGAAAACCCAGAACCCAAAGCAUACAAAAUCAUCCAUUGCUGCAAAACUGGUGCACUUUUUGAAGCAAUUCAUCUCCUAAACUCCAUAGACUGGACAAAACUCUUCAACAAACCGUUCUUUUAUGCUUCUCUCUUGCAAACUUGUACUAAAGUUGUCUCCUUUAAUCAUGGUCUCCAAUUCCAUGCUCAUGUUAUCAAAUCCGGUCUUGACACUGAUAGAUUUGUAGGGAAUAGUUUGCUUGCACUUUAUUUCAAGUUGGGUCCUAAUUUUUCUGAGGCAAGAAGGGUUUUUGAUGGAUUGUUUUGCAAAGAUGUGAUUUCUUGGACUUCGAUGAUAACUGGUUAUGUUAAGGUAGAAAAACCAAAGAAGUCUCUUGAAUUGUUUAUGGAAAUGUUGGGUCUUGGUAUCGAGCCAAAUGGGUUCACCUUAUCUGCUGUGAUAAAGGCGUGUUCGGAACUUGGCGACUUAAGACUUGGUAAAUGCUUUCAUGGGGUGGUUAUGAUUCGUGGGUUUGAUUUGAAUGAUGUUAUCUCUACUGCUUUGAUUGAUAUGUAUGGAAGGAAUUCUGCAGUGGAUGAUGUGAGCCGGGUGUUUGUUGAAUUGCCUCAACCAGAUGCUGUUUGUUGGACUUCUAUCAUUUCGGCAUUUACCAGGAAUGAUGUUUAUGAUAAAUCUGUAGGAUUCUUUUAUUUAAUGUAUAGGAAAUAUGGGUUGUUUCCGGAUAUGUUUACGUUUGGGACGGUGCUGACUGCUUGUGGUAAUUUGGGGAGGUUGAAACAAGGUAAAGAAGUGCAUGCUAAGGUUAUUACUUCAGGAUUGAGUGGAAAUGUUUUUGUUGAGAGCAGCCUUGUUGAUAUGUAUGGGAAAUGUAGGUUGGUUACUGAAUCUCAAUGCGUUUUUGAUAGAAUGAGUGUGAAGAAUUCAGUUUCCUGGACUGCAUUGUUAGGGGGAUAUUGUCAAAAUGGUGACUUUGAAUCUGUUAUUAGGAUUUUCAGAGAAGGGGAAAAGGCUGAUACCUAUAGUUUUGGAACUGUUCUUCGCGCUUGUGCAGGCUUGGCAGCAAUAAGACAAGGGAAAGAGGUCCACUGCCAGUAUGUGAGAAGGUGUAGUUGGAGAGAUGUGAUCACAGAAUCAGCUUUAGUUGAUCUUUAUGCAAAAUGUGGUUGUGUUGAUUUUGCACAGACAAUUUUUGUGCGGAUGCCAGUUAGAAAUUUGAUAACAUGGAACUCAAUGAUUUAUGGAUUUGCUCAGAAUGGAAGAGGGGAAGAAGUUCUUAAAUUAUUUGAUGAGAUGAUCGAGGAGGGGAUUAAGCCUGAUUAUAUUAGUUUUGUCGGGGUUCUUUUUGCCUGUAGUCAUGCUGGUUUGGUUGACCAAGGGCGGAAAUAUUUUGCAGCGAUGACUGAGGUAUAUGACAUUAAACCAGGAGCAGAGCAUUACAAUUGCAUGAUUGAUCUUCUAGGGCGUGCUGGUUUGCUUGAAGAAGCUGAAAAUUUGAUAGAGAAUGCAGAUUGCAGAGAUGAUUCAUCUCUUUGGACAGUUCUUCUUGGUGCUUGUGCAGCCAGUCCACACUCUGCCAUUGCAGAGAGCAUUGCAAAGAAAGCGAUGGAAUGGAAACCUGACCACCACUUGAGCUAUGUUUAUCUAGCUAAUGUCUAUAGAGCAGUUGGCCGAUGGGAUGAUGCUGUUAAGAUUCGGAAUUUAAUGACAAAGAGAGGGGUUGACAAAAUGCCUGGCAAAAGUUGGAUUGAGACUUAA
Messenger RNA from Dovyalis caffra, 1815 nucleotides. The record is from the annotation of a GenBank genome assembly. Lineage: Eukaryota; Viridiplantae; Streptophyta; Magnoliopsida; Malpighiales; Salicaceae.